UUUCUGGAAGGGAUUGGAUUUGAUUUGAUAAAUGGAAAUUUCUCACUCAAAUUAAAGAUUUUCCUACCUUCGCCACCAGAUCCAUCAAGUCCGGGUGGUUGUGCUCACUGGCCAGAUGGAAGACCUGUAAAACCACCUCCAUGGGCCAUUCCUGAAACAUGAGGUCACCACACAUAUCGAUGGUGACGGCGUUGCAGACCUCAUACGUGUAGAUAUAGAGGAGCAGGGCUUCGUAGGCGGUAGGUGAGGCGUCCUCCACGCUGAUCACUGCCUUGUUCUUCUGAAACUCGGGAUCCCUGAUCAGUCGCUCGAAUUCCUCGGAGGCGGAGACCAGCAUCACCUGGUGGCACUUGAAGAUCCGCUGGCAGCGCUUGCCCUUACCCGCCUUAUCCGGAUACCAGACAUGCAGCUCACAGUCAGACUUUUGGCCAUUGCGUAGCAGAUCCAGACGACGUAGUUUGCAGUUCAUAGUGACUGGGGAUUUUUUGGGAGCUGUCUCUAGACUUACAUAGUACACAAUUUGGAAUACAAAAUUGGGGUUUCCCUGGCAGGAAUGUCAGACUCUGGGGAAGAGGGCCCCGGCGCAAAACGCCAGGGAAGCACCAGGAACAAGAGUUCUCCGGUGAGCAUCGACUGGGAAGAUGAGGAGGAAGCGGUGGCGAGGGACACGGUUGAGGAUUUGGUGACCAACUCUUCGGGAAAAGGGAGCACCUUGAAGGAGAGAGACACGGUUCAGGACUCAGUGGACCAUUCUACGGGAAAAGGAAGCACGGUUACUCCAAGAAGCACGGUCCAGGAUUCGGUUACCCUUUCCUCAGGAAAAAGUAGCACCUCAAAAGAGAGGGACACUGUUCAGGAUUCGGUGGCCCUUUCGGCAGGAAAAAGUAGCACCUCAAAAGAGAGGGACACUGUUCAGGACUCGGUGAACUAUUCUUCGGUAAAAAGUAGCACCUCAAAAGAGAGGGACACUGUUCAGGAUUCGGUGACCCUUUCGUCAGGAAAAAGUAGCACCUCAAAAGAGAGGGACACUGUACAGAAUUCGGUUGACAAUUCUUCGGGAAAAGGUAGCACCUCAAAGGAGAGGUCCACGGUUCAGGAUUCGGUGGGUCGUUCUUCCGGAAAAUCGGGUACCGUGAGAAGUACGGUCCAGGAUUCGGUGGACUAUUUCGGGGGAAAAGGGAACGCAGUGACACCGAGAAACACGGUCCAGGAUUCAAUUAACUAUUCUCCAGAAGUUAGGAGCGCAGUGACGCCAAGAAACACGGCCCAGGAUUCAAUCAAUUAUUCUCCAAGAAAGGGAAGCAUACUAAAGGUACCCGAGGAUGAGGACGUUCCAGUGUCCGAGGACAGCAGUCCCGAGCGACAAAGCUUGGGAGACGAGUUGCCUGGUCCCCGAACCACCAUUGCAUCCAAUGUGGAAUCGGGGACAGCAUCGGAUGAUUCUGGAGCCGCCAGCAGACAACCCAGCCAGGAUGAAGACAUUCGCUCCACGAGCAAGAGCCGCCGUUUGGAAUACUUUCGCAGUGGGGCCGACGCCGAUUGCCAGGUGCAUGUCCUGAGCACCUGCCCCGCAUCCAAUGAUCCGGUGGCCAGUGUGUGCUACAAAAAGUUCGGCUGCCACCGGAUAUUUCUGGCAACCGCCUCCGACAAACUGGAACAGGAUGUGUACCAGAAUAAACAGUGGAAUGGAGUACUGCAGAUCAAUGGGGUUUCCCCCGAGAGCGUGGAGAUUUUCCUGGAGUUCAUAUACACCUUUGAGGUGACCUCGCCGCUGGUUCAACUGAAUCUGGUGGGGGAUAUAUUCAUCCUGUCCUGCGCCUACAACAUGCCGGAACUCCUGCGAUCCUUUUCCGAGAAGCUGAAGCAGCAAGAAUGGCCUCUGGAUGGCAUCUUUCCUGCUUUCGACCUGGCUUUCCGACACAACCUCACCGAUCUGGAAAGGAUUUGCAUGGAGAAAAUUUUGGAGAAAGGAGAGAUUUUGACCAGGGAACGUAGUCUCAUGGAUCUACAAAUUUACACCUUGAACUAUGUGAUCCAGCACUGGUUGGUGGCGGAAUUGGUGUCCCAGGAUGAUCUCAUCAACAUAUUAAAGCGGUACCAGGAGAUCAACGAGAUCACCUUCGCCAACACCCAGAAAUUCCCCCAUUUUACCAAGAUAAUCAAGUACUUCCCCACUGUCCUCUUGGAUGCCGAGGGGUUUAUUAACCAAUAUUAGGAAAAAGGUUUGGCUUCUCCAUAAGGUCAUAAAUUAUUCUGAGAGAUAUACUUCAAUAAAAAUCCCUGUAGUUCCAAA
Drosophila subpulchrella is the source of this 2293-nucleotide messenger RNA. RefSeq lists its product as uncharacterized. The coding region runs from base 554 to 2215 and encodes 553 amino acids. The record is from RefSeq and is a predicted model, not a curated record. Gene Ontology annotation, molecular function: protein binding. NCBI's taxonomy places the organism in Eukaryota, Metazoa, Arthropoda, Insecta, Diptera, Drosophilidae. The transcript has 3 exons.